CGGGCCGCCGCCUCCUCCUCCUCCUCCCUUUCUCUCUCGAUCUGUCUUUCCCGGCCCGGAAUCCAUUCCGGCCUGGGAGCCGGAGCGGCCAGGCCGCCGUCUGCCAGACCCCCUGGCCGUCCGGCGGGCCGCCCUCCCGUGCGUCUGUCUGCCGGUGCGCCCGCCCGCCCGUCGGCCCAGAACACAGAGGCUCAGAAGUGAAGCGUCUUGCCCAGCUAUGAGAGAGCGAGCCAGGAACUGAAACCAGAUGAGGAUGCAGAGGCCCAGAGAGGGGAAGUGACUUGCCUAGGGUCGCACAGCGGGGCGAGGUGCAGCGGGGCAUCUAGUCCAGGACCUGACUCCACACCUGGUGUCCGUGCGGAGACCCCAGGCUGCUUCCCAGGUCCUCUGGGACAGCCCCUGCCUUCCACCUGCCAGGACCAUGGGCAGCAACAAGAGCAAGCCCAAGGAUGCCAGCCAGCGGCGCCGCAGCCUGGAGCCUGCCGAGAACGCGCACGGGGGCGGCGGGGGCGCCUUCCCCGCCUCGCAGACCCCCAGCAAGCCGGCCUCCGCCGACGGCCACCGCGGCCCCAGCACGGCCUUCGCCCCCGCGGCCGCCGAGCCCAAGCUGUUCGGAGGCUUCAACUCCUCGGACACGGUCACCUCCCCGCAGAGGGCGGGGCCGCUGGCUGGGGGGGUGACCACCUUUGUGGCACUCUAUGACUAUGAGUCGCGGACAGAGACUGACCUAUCCUUCAAGAAAGGGGAGCGGCUGCAGAUUGUCAACAACACAGAGGGAGACUGGUGGCUCGCCCACUCGCUCAGCACGGGACAGACGGGCUACAUCCCCAGCAACUAUGUGGCGCCCUCCGACUCCAUCCAGGCUGAGGAGUGGUACUUUGGCAAGAUCACCAGACGAGAAUCAGAGCGGUUACUGCUCAAUGUGGAGAACCCCAGAGGAACCUUCCUAGUGCGAGAAAGCGAGACCACGAAAGGCGCCUACUGUCUCUCCGUGUCCGACUUCGACAACGCCAAGGGCCUCAAUGUGAAGCACUACAAGAUCCGCAAGCUGGACAGCGGUGGCUUCUACAUCACCUCCCGCACCCAGUUCAACAGUCUGCAGCAGCUGGUGGCCUACUACUCCAAACACGCCGACGGCCUGUGCCACCGCCUCACCACCGUGUGCCCCACGUCCAAGCCACAGACUCAGGGCCUGGCCAAGGACGCCUGGGAGAUCCCCCGGGAGUCUCUGCGGCUGGAGGUCAAGCUGGGCCAGGGCUGCUUCGGAGAGGUGUGGAUGGGGACCUGGAACGGCACCACCAGAGUGGCCAUCAAAACCCUGAAGCCGGGCACGAUGUCCCCAGAGGCCUUCCUGCAGGAGGCCCAGGUCAUGAAGAAGCUGCGACACGAGAAGCUGGUGCAGCUGUACGCGGUGGUGUCUGAGGAGCCCAUCUACAUCGUCACGGAGUACAUGAGCAAGGGGAGUUUGCUGGACUUUCUCAAGGGGGAGACAGGCAAGUACCUGCGGCUGCCUCAGCUGGUGGACAUGGCUGCUCAGAUCGCCUCGGGCAUGGCGUACGUGGAGCGAAUGAACUACGUCCAUCGGGACCUGCGCGCCGCCAACAUCCUGGUGGGAGAGAAUCUCGUGUGCAAAGUGGCCGACUUUGGGCUGGCCCGGCUCAUUGAAGACAACGAAUACACGGCCCGGCAAGGUGCCAAAUUCCCCAUCAAGUGGACGGCUCCAGAGGCCGCCCUCUACGGCCGGUUCACCAUCAAGUCGGACGUGUGGUCUUUUGGGAUCCUGCUGACAGAGCUCACGACAAAGGGACGGGUGCCCUACCCUGGGAUGGUGAACCGCGAGGUGCUGGACCAAGUGGAGCGGGGCUACCGGAUGCCCUGCCCGCCCGAGUGUCCCGAGUCCCUGCACGACCUCAUGUGCCAGUGCUGGCGGAAGGAGCCAGAGGAGCGGCCCACCUUCGAGUACCUGCAGGCCUUCCUGGAGGACUACUUCACGUCCACCGAGCCCCAGUACCAGCCUGGAGAGAACCUAUAGGGGGCAGGCUACCCGGCCAGACUGCUUCUGGGCUGGGAUCCUGGGCUGGGUGGCCCUGACCGGGGCUUGCCUCCCUCUGCCCGCCCACCGUUGACCGUUUCUGUGGGGCUGAAUUGCCAGGGACGAGGCCCCUCCCUCUUUUGUGGCAUGGAAGGGCCUGGGGCAGUCCCGAGGGCGGCGUCCAAGGCUGGCACAGUGACUGCGUCCGGCUCCCGCUCCAGCCACCUGUGUCCAAUCCUGGGGCUCUGUGCGUCUCGGCAGGGGGAACUGGGGAGAAGGGCGGGGCCCAGGCGCCCUUUUUCCAGCCUCAGCCUACUCCACGCAUUGGCUCCUUCCCGCUGCCACCCCACCCAGGUCUGUCUUGAGAGCUGGCCAAAGAGCCUUUCCAAAGAGGAGUGAUGGGCCCUGGCCUGCCUGCCAUCCUGCCCCUUGCCGUCCAUUUCUGAGACACCUGUUGGGGUGUUUCAGAGCCCUCUGCUGUGGCUCCCAGGCUGGGCAGCCCGAGCCUAGCUUAACUUGAUGAUGGUGGGUGGGGUGGGCAUCCUCUCAAACCCUGCCCUUCUUGGACAUGAGGGACCCUUAGAGAUCAUCAGUCCUUGUCCCCAUAUUACCUAUGGGGGAACUGAGUUCAGCAAGGGGCUGUGACUUACCCCAGGGCACAGAGCAGUUCAGGGUUGAGAUGGGAUCAGAACCCGGUGCUCCCUCUGUCUUCCUCAGGAACCAACAAGAUUGUCCUCGGAGGCAUCAUGGACAGACUAGGCAGCCCAGGGGACAAAGGGACUGAGCAUGGAUUAGAGACAGCAGAGAGACCUGCUGCCGCUGCCCAUUCAGCGGGGCUGUCAUCAGGGGAGAGAGAGGAGGUGGGUGUGGGGCUGAGCUAGGAAUGAGGGUGAAGGUGCCGGUGUAGAGAGGCAGGCUGCAAUCAGAAUGUGGUGGUUUUUGACAUUUGGAGCUAGCCAGCCAUGAAAGGGAGUGAGCUUCCCGGCUUUGGAGGCAACCAAGCAAAAGUAGAAGAUCUGAGUGGUUGGGAGGCCCUGGCUCUGGCCCCAGGAGAGAACCCAGGUCCUCUUUCCCCCAGUUUGUCUUGUGUCAUUUCGGUGGCUGGCCCCUGCUCCCUCCCCAAGUUGGCACUCUUGAAAUCAUGAGUAGGGAAAGGAGUGCCUAGGCCAGGGUGAGAGAGGACGAGGGUGUCCAGUGUCGUGCACCAGGACUGGCUCUGUGUCCUUGGGCGGCCCCUGCUUCCUCUCUGGGCUGCAGUGUCUGCCUCCAUGUGAGGCCAUGGCCUCUGCAACUGCUCCGCUCCUGUGCAGACCCUGUGGCCUGGCGUCGCUUGGUGAGCCCAGCCCGGGGCGGCAGGAGACUGUGUUUUGGCCCUGGCGCUACUGUUCAGCCUUCGGGUGUGUGGUAGCUUCUCCCUGGGCCCCGGUGUGCCCAUCUUAAAGGAGCAGCUGACAGUCUGUGGGCAUCUUGCCAAGGGCCCCUGUGUGUGUAUGUGUGUGUGCACGUGUGUAUUCCUCCAUGUGUGUCCAUAUUUAAUAUGUAAAAAUGCCCCCUGCUCUGUUGCCCAGACACGUUGUACAUUUCACCCACAGUCCCCCAUCAUAGCAAUAACAGUCCCGCUGCCAGGGCUUCUUGAGCCAGCCAGGCCCUGCCAGCGGGGAAGGAGGCCACGCGGCGCCUGCCUAUGAAAUUUCAACUCUUCCUUUCGUAUGUGUUUAUUACCCAAGUCUGCUGUCCUUCCCAGUCAAAUCUGGGCUCGCUUACCCCAGCGUGCUCUCAAGUCCCCUUCCGACUGCCCCAGGCCCUUUGUAUAAGGUGUCCUAAUAUUGUCCUUUUUUUUAAAAACAGUGUUUUGUAGAUUUCAGAUGACUAUGCAGAGGCCUAGGGGACCCCCGGCUCUGGGCAGGGCCUGGGGGUCCCGUAUUCCAUGGCCCAGGCUUGGGGGGGAGGGGGGAUCCAGAAUUGGUUGUAAAUACUUUGCAUAUUGUCUGAUUAAACACAAACAGACCUCAGA
Molecule: messenger RNA, 4046 nt
Organism: Diceros bicornis minor
Lineage: Eukaryota; Metazoa; Chordata; Mammalia; Perissodactyla; Rhinocerotidae
Gene: SRC
Product: SRC proto-oncogene, non-receptor tyrosine kinase
Exons: 14
Coding region: 422-2032 (536 amino acids)
Biological process (GO): progesterone receptor signaling pathway; cell differentiation; negative regulation of extrinsic apoptotic signaling pathway
Cellular component (GO): extrinsic component of cytoplasmic side of plasma membrane
Molecular function (GO): growth factor receptor binding; non-membrane spanning protein tyrosine kinase activity; ATP binding
Source: RefSeq, a predicted model, not a curated record